CUCCCAUGGGGAGGAGAAACUCACACGCACAAACAGAAAGCUCUCACCUUCCUUAAGCCAGCUGAGAAAGAUCAAGAGACUCUCAUAUCUCAUCUCCUUGUUGCUGCAAAGUUCUUGCAAAAGUUGCAACUUGCAACCACCGGCCUCUAGCUCUAGCAGGUAGAGAAAUCGAGAGAGGAUCAAUGGCGUCCGCCGCACUGGAGAACCUGAAGGCGACGGAGCUGAGGUUGGGCCUGCCGGGCGUCGAGGACGACUCGCCGGCGCCGGCGACGCCCAGGGGCAGCAAGCGCGGCAUUGCCGACAACAAGGAGGAGGAGGCCAAGACUGUCACUGCGGCGCCGGCAGCCAAGGCGCAGGUGGUGGGGUGGCCGCCGGUGAGGUCCUACCGAAAGAGCUGCUUCCAGCAGCAGUCGAAGAGCAAGCCGGCGGCGGAGGCACCGGCGCCGGAGAAGGAGGAGGCGGCGGAGGCGCCGCCGCCCGUGGCUGGAUCCGGAUCACUGUAUGUGAAGGUGAGCAUGGACGGAGCCCCGUACCUGAGGAAGAUCGACCUCAAGAUGUACAAGGGCUACCGCGAGCUCAGGGAGGCCCUGGAGGCCAUGUUCCUCAGCUGCUUCAGCUCCGGAUCCGGCGAUGCCGCGGCCGUCAACCCCGCCGACUUUGCCGUCACCUAUGAGGAUAAAGACGGCGACCUCAUGCUCGUCGGCGAUGUCCCCUUCCAGAUGUUCAUGAGCACUUGCAAGAGGCUGAGGAUCAUGAAGGGGUCCGAGGCAAGAGGGCUAGGCUCAUCAUCAAAGGAGUGAAAAAUCCAUGGAUAUGCACGAUUAAUUCCAAGAUCUACUUGAGAUCGAUGGAAUUAAGGGAUGAAUUCUUUUGUUCUUUUGGGCAUGCAUGCGUGCAUCUCUUGUCAUCAUCUCCUCUACGUACGUGCUGCAAUGAUCUUCAAGCCAGAAGGAAAAGGAUGCAAGAUUUGAGUGGUCGUUGUUCAUGCAUUUUUACUUUAUGUUUACUUUUUACCUAGUAGUUGUUAGCAGCACAAAAUUGGAGUGGAGAUUACGGUUUCGAGUUUGAAUCCAUCUCCAUGUAUGUGUUUGUACAAAGAAAACUACAGCUUCUGAAUUAAGUAAGCUAUGUCAAAUCUCAAAUCAAUGGUUGUUGAGUGAUUAGUUGGUC
This is a messenger RNA of Brachypodium distachyon (stiff brome), 1170 nucleotides long. Its product is annotated as auxin-responsive protein IAA31. Lineage: Eukaryota; Viridiplantae; Streptophyta; Magnoliopsida; Poales; Poaceae. Gene Ontology annotation, biological process: regulation of DNA-templated transcription. Gene Ontology annotation, molecular function: protein binding. The coding region runs from base 183 to 800 and encodes 205 amino acids. Gene Ontology annotation, cellular component: nucleus. The transcript is spliced from 2 exons. The record is from RefSeq and is a predicted model, not a curated record.